AUGCAAUCAGCGCAUGGCAUCCCAAGCGAUUGCUUCCGGCCGGGUGUGAACUUCACAUGGGAGCUCUGCUGCCUGGGAUGGCAUGGUGUCGGUGAUGCAAGCUGCUGGGAUUCCAACGGCUACAACUACGAGCGCUGUUGCUUGGGCGCCAGCUUCCGGGAUGCUUGCGGCUGCGAGCCUGGCUUGUCCUGGGAUGCCAACCUCCGUCGUUGUGCGAACAGCAAGGUGAUCGAACCAACGGCACCAACUCUUUUGACGAGGUGUCGGAAGCUUCAUGCGAUUGUGGCUGCAGCUGUGCGAAAGCCAGUGGCCUUCUCUUCAGAGCCUGCUUGGCCAGCGUUUCCACCGUCUCUGGCUUCAAACAUCAGAGGCAAAGAGCAGUUCUCGUCUUAUGACAUUCAAUGGUCACCUGAACACCCUUGGGCUUUCACCUACCGUGCUGCCUGCGCUCGCUCUGCAGAGUCACCUGCUGCCUUCUCGCGGUUCCGACGCAGCGACAUGGUGCUGAACCAAGCAUGGGAGCAUACCUCGAAGUCUUCCGGAGACCUGUAUCUUGCCCGUUUGUAUAGGCAAAGUUUCCCUAUCUACCGACACCUCCCGAGAUGGAGAGUUGCCGAUCUCCUUGGCAAUGCAGUGAUGGAAGACUUCCAGCGUCAUAUCGGCUUCAUGAGCCCAAGUACCAUGAGAUAUGUUGGCAUCCUCGGGGACAUUCUUUCGCACCUGGUGACCUCGCCCGCCUGGAAUGUCUCCGCGGGUCUCAUGGGAUGGAGAAUUGCAGAGAUUGGAGGGGGCUAUGGCGGUCAAGCCUUGGCAAUGCAUCUGCUGUCAGCGCAGCUGGAGUCAUACACCAUCUUCGAUCUCCCGGAAGCUGGUAUGCUGCAGUACCGCUUCCUGUCACAUUUCCCUGAGUUUCUCCAUAAGACACGCUUCGCGAAUUCAACAGGUUCCCAUGAAGGACACCGCUACGAUCUGUGCAUUUCUUGUUUCGCCUUGUCAGAGCUCAGCGAAGCACAGCAGCGACCUUACGCUGAAGAUGUCUUGAGAUACUGCCGCUUCGGAUACAUCCUCGACAAUUCCGUCGAUUUCCGAAAGACCACUGCGUACAGCGGCGAUGGCCUGGUUUCCUGGUUGUCAGAGCUGGGGCGUCCAGUUCGACGUGAAGACGUGGUGUGGACGUCCGUGCCUCUUGGGAAGGCAAAGAACUUCCAAUGGAGCCUGAUGCCUUGUCUGCCGCGAAGCGACCGCAACGACCGGCUGGAUUUCCAGGAGGCAGAGGAGAGGCAUCGAAUCCGUGCUGGUUUCGACCGAAUACUGGAAAUCUUGGAUCGAGCAGAGCACAGCACAGCGAGGCGGAGAGCCCGCACUUUGCCGCCCCAG
This is a messenger RNA of Symbiodinium sp. CCMP2592, 1377 nucleotides long. Lineage: Eukaryota; Dinophyceae; Suessiales; Symbiodiniaceae. The record is from the annotation of a GenBank genome assembly.